Messenger RNA from Talaromyces rugulosus, 1548 nucleotides. RefSeq lists its product as uncharacterized. NCBI's taxonomy places the organism in Eukaryota, Fungi, Ascomycota, Eurotiomycetes, Eurotiales, Trichocomaceae. Bases 1 to 1548 code for a protein of 515 amino acids. The record is from RefSeq and is a predicted model, not a curated record. The transcript is spliced from 5 exons.
AUGCCGCCUGCGACUGAGGCUCAGAAUCGUGCAAAACGUCGCGCCGACUGCGACCCGGAGGGCGAACCGCCUGUGAAGAAGUUCGGGCUCUUGCAACUAGAGUCGCUGGCAAAAAAAAAAGAUCCGGCAAUCUCUCCAGACAGCGCGAACGCAGCGCGCAGCGACGGCCCCGUCGACGAGAGCCCCAUGCUCCUCGACGACACCAAGCACACAACCUACAUCUACGACAUCGACCGGGAGCUGGCCGGCAUCGAGGAGGAAGAAAAACACAUUUUAUUCAUACCCGAAAUAGAAAAGGCCUUGAACGCAAUCCCCAGGGCAGUCCUGCACGACGACCCUAAGCCGGAAAACGAGCUUGUGCUCUAUGGGAUUCCACGCUCGCUGACCGUGGCCGAAGAAGACAAGGAUGCAGUCCGCAAAGCCAUCAUCGAGUCCAGGGCCAGGGCCAAAACGCAUAGUACUACACUGAAUGAAGACUGCGCAGACGCUCCGACAGCGAGACAAGCCGGGGUCGUGGAUUCAGCGCAUAUAUUAACGGCGGACCAGAUGGAUUCUCUCGGACUUAUCCAAAACCAAGCAGAACUAUCACCAAUUCGAUUAACCCUCUUGUCUUACCAUUAUCGCCGACUCCCGCGGUGUCCCUGUCUGUGUUCCUGCGUUCCUCCUGUCCUGGAUUUUCCCUGGGUUUCCCCAGACGUUAAUCAUCAAGGAUCAGACAGCAUGACGGACAACUUUGACAACUUCUUCUUCGCCUCGAAUCUGAGCAAAUACGUAUGCCCGGACUUCCAGGGCUUUCAGUGCCCCCCGCCCAACGCAUGCGCUCGCGAUUCGCAUACAGGCAAGGAGUACUGCUGCGACUACGGUGAUGUGUGCUGGGGGCUCCAAACAGAUUGUGCCACCGAUGGCACCACUCUUCCAUGCGGCGAUGGAGACUAUACCUGGUGUUGUCUCUACGGCUCGGAAGUCUGCACUAGCACUUCGGGGCAGAUUAAUAUCUGCUGGAAUUCUGCCCAUGACAUACUCGCAAAUAUCAGCAGCGACACGCUGAACGAGACAUACUCGUCGCUAAGCUCUGCGUCGCCGUCAGCCAGUUCCUGGUCGUUUAGCCCCGAGACGUUGAUUGCUGCGACGCAGACGACUUCUACUACUACCACUACUACUUCUACUACGGCCUCGAGGCUUUCCACCACUGCAACAUCAACAGGCACCCAAACAUCCACCCCAUCGUCUACCGGAUCCUCUUCGUCUUCAUCAUCUCUCUCCGGUGGGGCGAUUGCCGGCAUUGUGAUCGGCGCCCUUGCCGGCGUAGCGAUUAUCCUGGCCCUCGCAUUCUUCCUCUUCAGACGCCGCCGCAACAGCGGCCGCGAUCCCAAUUAUACAAACCCCAAUGUUCGAUAUGAGCCGGUGGUAUACGGGUCGGUUCCAAAAAAGGAGCCCGUACCUGAUCAAUCUCAAGUUCUAAGCGAGUUACCGACCAGUGCGCUACGCUUAGAACUGCCGGGGAGUACUGCACAGGGAAAUACGGCACAUGAAAUGCCUGCAAGCUGA